Messenger RNA from Nyctereutes procyonoides (raccoon dog), 1104 nucleotides. RefSeq names its product spermatogenic leucine zipper 1 (gene SPZ1). Gene Ontology annotation, cellular component: nucleus. Gene Ontology annotation, molecular function: DNA-binding transcription factor activity. The coding region runs from base 1 to 1104 and encodes 367 amino acids. Lineage: Eukaryota; Metazoa; Chordata; Mammalia; Carnivora; Canidae. The transcript has a single exon. The record is from RefSeq and is a predicted model, not a curated record.
AUGGAAGUGUCCACCCUCUCCAAAACUCUUAAGCCAACUCCCGGUCUCAAUCAAGAGUCUUUGGGCCCUAGGAUUAUCAUUGCCUUAUUUGAAAUUGGAUCACUUCCUCCUGUCUCCUGGUGUUUUCUCCCUUCCUCAAACAAUAGUGACCAUCAAGCAGCUGAACAACAGACUGCACAGAAGUUUGAAAAUCUCUUAAAAGAUAUUAAAGAUAUCAUUAAAAAUGUGACAAGUAAUGAAGAAAAGAUCACAGAAGUCAAAGAUUCUUUUGAGGAAAUCAGUAUUUCUGAGGAUGUGUCAGAACUUAAAGAAAAAAUCAGAGAACUUGAUAAGAUAAAUGAAGUGUUAUUGAACAACCUGCUUGAUUGCUCAGACCUAGAGAAAGAAGAGAAUGCUAAAAAACAGAUGAUAGUGGAAAACCAGAACUGUAAGGACACGGUACAAGUCUUUAGAAGUGAUUUGGUAAAUUGUUCAGAAGAAAACAGAGCCCUUGAUGAAACUCAGUUAAGUAAGGAAAAAGCAAAAUAUAGACUCCCUCGUGUUCAAGAAGAAAAUAUCAAACUUAGGAACAACAUGGAGCAGUUACUACAGGAAGCAGAACACUGGAAUGUGCAACAUGCUGAGCUCAGUGAACUAAUAAGAACAUAUCAGAAAUCUCAGAAAGAUAUACAAGAAACUCUUAAAAAUAAUGGAGCACAUUUCCAAACUCAAUCAAAUGAGAAGGUGUCAGCUCAGCAUGAACUGGAGGAACAAGUGAAAAAACUGGAACAUGACACAUAUUCAUUGCAUUUGAUUUCAGCUUUGCUGGAAAAUGAAUGUCAGAUCUUACAGCAGAGAAUAGAGCUUCUCAAGGAACUCCAUCAUCAGAAAGAGGGAACUCUGCAAGAGAAGCCAAUUCAGAAAAACGGUGAAAAGUACAGGAAAAAACAGAAGCUAUCAGCAGAGCAUAAGCCAAAAAUGCAAGAAAAAGAGGGUACAUUUCAGAAAAAAGACAAAUUCUACAGAGGCCUGGAUGCUGGUAGCAAGAAAGCGCUUAAUAACCACUUCAAUACUCAUAUUGCAAGAGGAGCUCCUGUGGAAAAAUCAUCCAGCAGCCUAACUUAG